UCUUCUAAAGGAGAGAUUAGGCACAUCAGUUAGAAGUGCACUCAAUGAGCAGCUGAAUAAGAUACAAUGGAAGCACACGAUGGAACUAGAACUGAUUGAUGAUGUUAGGAGUUUCCUAAAACAGAGGUCUCAAAUUGAAAAGGACUAUUCUCAAGCUAUACAGAAGCUUGUGUCUCAGUUUUCUUCAAAGCGUGAUUUUAAAGCCCCACCAACCGUACCUAACUUUGAUCGACUAGAAAACAGAGGUAUAUUAGAAAUGUGGAAGUCCUUGCUUGAUAAAACUGACGAAAUGGGAAAGAGAAAAGGUAACGUGGGUGACCUGCUUUGUGGGAGCCUCAGCGAAGAACUUAAAAAGCUCAAGAGGGUUAAGGAACAAAAUUUCAAGAGACAAGCAGAAAUAUUCCAAUUAAUGAUCAGCGAAGUCUUGGAGAGUGUUAAAGAGCUUACCAAUGCUAAGAAGCUGUAUCACGAGAAAUGGAAAAUGUGCGAAGAUUCGAGACAGAAAUAUCGUGAUGUGGAUGACAGGCUACGCAGCUGCAACUUAAAGAUGUUUGAAUCAAAGUCAACUCUUGAGAAAACGCACAAAAAAAACACUGAUAAGUUGAAGCAGGCGCAAAAACAGCUAGUUGUACAGCGGAAUGAGUAUUUAUUGACGGUAGCAGAAACUAACACUCACCUUGACAAGCACUUCGAAACUGACCUCACAGAAAUGCUUAAGAUUGUUGAUGGUGAGUUGUAUGAUAUAAUGAGAAACUCGUACACACUUUUCGCUCAAAUUGAAAUGGACAGCUGCAACGCCAUUAGGGCGGAGUUUGAAGACCUCAGGGAACAAGUAGCACUCGUAAGAAAGAGGGAGGGGCAAUGGAC
Messenger RNA from Amphimedon queenslandica, 867 nucleotides. RefSeq names its product F-BAR and double SH3 domains protein 2-like. The record is from RefSeq and is a predicted model, not a curated record. Lineage: Eukaryota; Metazoa; Porifera; Demospongiae; Haplosclerida; Niphatidae. The transcript has 8 exons. Gene Ontology annotation, biological process: neuromuscular synaptic transmission; regulation of actin filament polymerization. Gene Ontology annotation, cellular component: neuromuscular junction; recycling endosome. The annotation marks the transcript as partial.